AGUGUUAAUAUUGCUGUCAACAGUAUUGUACACAUUCGUUUUUCGGUUGACAGUUUAAUUCAAUUACUUUGAUCCCGUUCAAUAUGCAAGGAAUUAUUUUUGUUUAUUUAGUGGCAUUUUUCUACCAAACAUUUGCUGCUAGCACAAAUAAGGAUAUUAGUGGACAGAUGGUGUUGAAAAAACGCCAAAAGAGAUCAACUGAGGAAGAAUGUUUACAAUCUUUAUUCCCUAAAUCACACGUGCAAAUGCCAGAAUGUUGUUCAAUACCCAAUAUUCUAGCAAAUACAGACAAAGCGUGGGAUACAUGUAUUGAAAAAAGAAAUAAUACUAUGGACAAGCCUCACCCUCUUCCUCCAGAUCACAAAGAAAAUGGAAAAGGUCAUGGACCACCAUGUUUAUUCCAAUGUGUAUUCAUAAAUAGUGGAUUAGCUGACCAGGAUGGAAAACUUGAUGAGCAAAAAGUUUCUAGUAAAAUAAGUGAAGUAUUGAAAGGUGAUCCUAAAUGGGGAUCUUUUGAAUGGCAGCAAUCAUUAAAUAAAUGCUUUUCUGAAAUAAAAAAUUUAAAAGAAGAACAAAAUAAUCAUAUGAUGGAUACACCAUCAGGUAAAUUAAUGAAAUGUUUCCUUAGAGACUUAUAUUUGAAUUGUCCUUAUAAUGCUUGGGUAGAAAGUUCUGAAUGUACUAGCCAAAAGUCUUUAGUACAAAAUUGUCCAAUGUUACCACCACCAGUUCUUAAACACGGACCACCAAAAAAGAAUUAAUUUUCGAAUUUAGAAGCAACACAUUAAAUAAAUUAUCUAGUAAUUAAAGUUUAAUUUUCACCAAUAUUUUACUAAUACCAAUUUGUAUGUAUUGAAAUAAAUGUAAUUUGAUAGUA
Molecule: messenger RNA, 877 nt
Organism: Daktulosphaira vitifoliae (grape phylloxera)
Lineage: Eukaryota; Metazoa; Arthropoda; Insecta; Hemiptera; Phylloxeridae
Exons: 8
Coding region: 84-761 (225 amino acids)
Molecular function (GO): odorant binding
Source: RefSeq, a predicted model, not a curated record